UUGCUUUGGCGCCGUCUGGGGAGCACGGUCCCGCGGGUGGCGCGCGGCGCAAGGUGGCGGCUCCUCUCGGAGCGCAGCCGACCCGCUGACCCGGACUCCGUUUCCCCUGCCCGGGGCGUCCCGUCGGCCGGCUGGAGGCCGAAACAGCAGCAGCAUUAGCAGCAGCAGCGGGCGCGGCUGCUCCGCCGCCGCCGUCUCCGCGGGAGCAUGGAGUGCGCCCUGGACGCCCAGAGCCUGAUCAGCAUCUCCCUGCGCAAGAUCCACAGCUCCCGAACCCAGCGCGGCGGCAUCAAGCUGCACAAGAACCUCCUGGUGUCCUACGUGCUCCGCAACGCGCGCCAGCUCUACCUGAGCGAGCGUUACGCCGAGCUCUACCGGCGCCAGCAGCAGCAGCAGCAACAACAGCAGCAGCAGCAGCAACAGCAGCAGCCGCCCCACCACCAGCACCAGCACCUCGCGUACGCAGCGCCGGGCAUACCGGCCAGCGCGGCCGACUUCGGCCCGCUCCAACUUGGCGGCUGCGGGGACGCGGAGGCGCGCGAGCCGGCCCCUCGGCACCAGCUGCACCAGCUCCACCAGCUCCACCAGCUGCACCUCCAGCAGCAGCUGCACCAGCACCAGCACCCGGCGCCCAGGGGCUGCGCGGCGGCGGCGGCCGGGGCGCCCGCGGGCGGCGCGGGGGCGCUCUCCGAGCUGCCCGGGUGCGCCGCGCUCCAGCCGCCGCACGGCGCGCCCCACCGCGGGCAGCCCUUGGAGCCGCUGCAGCCGGGUCCUGCUCCGCUGCCGCCGCCCGCGCCCGCCGCGCUCUGCCCGCGGGACCCUCGCGCCUCGGCCGCCUGCUCCGCGCCCUCUGUGCCCCCUGGGGCCGCCCCUCAGGCCGCUGCCGCCGCCUCCCCUUCCACCUCCCCGGCCCCCGCCUCCUCCCCCGGCUUCUAUCGGGGCGCGUACCCGGCCCCCUCGGACUUCGGCGUGCACUGCAGCAGCCAGACCACCGUGCUGGACCUGGACACUCACGUGGUGACCACGGUGGAGAACGGCUACUUGCACCAGGACUGCUGCGCCUCCGCCCACUGCCCCUGCUGUGGCCAAGGCGCCCCGGGACCGGGCCUGGCGUCCGCUGCCGGCUGCAAGCGCAAGUAUUACCCUGGCCAGGAGGAGGAGGACGACGACGACGAGGACGCGGGCGACCUGGAGGCCGAGCCCCCCGGGGUCGCCCCGUUUGCCCCCUGCAAGCGCGCCCGCUUCGAGGACUUCUGCCCGGACUCGUCCCCGGACGCGUCCAACAUCUCAAACUUGAUCUCCAUCUUUGGCUCGGGCUUCUCGGGGCUGGUGAGCCGACAGCCGGACUCCUCGGAGCAGCCGCCGCCGCUCAACGGGCAGCUGUGCGCCAAGCAGGCGCUCGCCAGCCUCGGCGCCUGGACUCGAGCCAUUGUCGCCUUCUAGGGACCCCUGAGGGCACGGGGACCCGGGGCCCCGCGGGGCUGGGGCCAGACAAAGACUCGGCCAAGGGGCGAGAGGAGGGAAGGAACGGGCGCCCGGCCACUCGGGGCUGAGCCGGGGACGACCAGGGGGAGGCGGCUGAUGUUUUAUAAAUUGUAAAAUAAAAAAAAAGAAAUCUAA
This is a messenger RNA of Rhinolophus ferrumequinum (greater horseshoe bat), 1620 nucleotides long. RefSeq names its product immediate early response 5 like (gene IER5L). The transcript has a single exon. The coding region runs from base 208 to 1443 and encodes 411 amino acids. NCBI's taxonomy places the organism in Eukaryota, Metazoa, Chordata, Mammalia, Chiroptera, Rhinolophidae. The record is from RefSeq and is a predicted model, not a curated record.